This is a messenger RNA of Hippoglossus stenolepis (Pacific halibut), 1351 nucleotides long. RefSeq names its product high mobility group box 1a (gene hmgb1a). Lineage: Eukaryota; Metazoa; Chordata; Actinopteri; Pleuronectiformes; Pleuronectidae. Bases 191 to 817 code for a protein of 208 amino acids. Gene Ontology annotation, cellular component: nucleus. The transcript is spliced from 5 exons. The record is from RefSeq and is a predicted model, not a curated record. Gene Ontology annotation, molecular function: DNA binding, bending. Gene Ontology annotation, biological process: regulation of transcription by RNA polymerase II.
GCCGCGCCAGACCGGGCGCCGGCCAAUUGCGUGCGGGCCCCGUCGAGAGUAAUGUUAGCGAGCUGAAGACUGAAGACAUUGCGUAUCGCUGCUCCCUCAUACACAGCCAUUGCAGAGCGCUGAGAUCCAGAGACUGUCCCUCGUUGUGCACAGCCUGUUUUUACUUGCUUGCAGAUAAACUACCAUAAGGAUGGGGAAGGAUCCAACCAAGCCGAGGGGGAAGAUGUCCUCCUAUGCAUACUUUGUGCAGACCUGUCGGGAGGAGCACAAGAAGAAGCACCCUGAAGCUUCCGUUAACUUUUCCGAGUUCUCCAAGAAGUGCUCUGAGCGAUGGAAGACAAUGUCUGCCAAGGAGAAGGGCAAGUUUGAGGACCUGGCCCGAACGGACAAGGCCCGUUAUGAGAGAGAGAUGAUGAGCUAUGUCCCAGUCAGAGGAGGAGGAGGAAAGAAGAAGAGGUUCAAGGACCCCAAUGCCCCCAAGAGACCCCCAUCUGCCUUCUUCAUCUUUUGCGCAGACUUCCGCCCUAAGGUGAAAGGUGAGACCCCUGGUGCUACCAUUGGUGAUGUUGCCAAGAGGCUGGGUGAGAUGUGGAACGGCACCGCUGCAGAGGACAAGCAGCCCUACGAGAAGAAGGCUGCUAAACUGAAGGAGAAGUAUGAGAAGGAUAUCGCUGCAUACCGUGCUAAGGGCAAACCAGGCAGCGCAGCGCCAGGAAAAGCCCCGGCCAAGGCUGAGAAGAAGGUUGAAAAUGAUGAUGAUGAUGAUGAUGAAGAUGACGAGGAGGAGGAAGACGAUGAUGAUGAUGAUGACGAGUAGAUUGCGAAUGACAUAUAUAUAGUGGUCAUGUUCUUGUUUAUAAAGCAUUUAACCCCCUUGUACACACUUCACUUACUGAAAGAAAAUACGUUAGUAUCCAAGGGGUAAAAAAACAACAAAAAAGGCUGUGUAUAUCAGUUGUUUUUAUGCUGUACAGUUUUUUUCUCCUUUUUGUAUAGUUAACACUACACAAGUAUUGUGUUUGUAUCCUUCUGCCAGUCUUAUUUUUCCAGUGGUAGUUCCUGGGCCACUAUCCUGCCUGGUACAGUGUAAAGGGGUGGGCUUACAGUAUUUACCCUAGCUAGCGGUGCACAGCACAUAAAAAAUCAUUCUGAGUUAGAGCUGAGUGUUUAUUCUUUUUUUCCUUUUUCCUGUGUGUUUUUAUUUUGAAAUGACGUUAUCAAGAUUGACGUAUCACGGUUGUUUUACUGAUCCUUAUGUACCACUGUAAUAGCAAAAAUAAGAAAAAAACGCCUUGUUUAUCGUUGAAAAUUAAAUUGCUUCUGAUGUCAAUAAACUUUUUUUUUAAAUAAA